Messenger RNA from Esox lucius (northern pike), 1027 nucleotides. RefSeq names its product polysialoglycoprotein-like. The record is from RefSeq and is a predicted model, not a curated record. Lineage: Eukaryota; Metazoa; Chordata; Actinopteri; Esociformes; Esocidae. Bases 2 to 1027 code for a protein of 341 amino acids. The transcript has 3 exons.
CAUGGCUGCUGUUAGAAUGCCUAUUGUUAGAAUGGGAGCUGCGGAAUGGUGCCUUGUCAUGGUGCUUCUUGUUGGGAGCAUGAAAGUCUCUUGUUUUCCUUUUGGUGAGUUCCAGAAGCCAGAUGUGAUCUCUCUGACAGGAAUUCAAGAGAAUCCGGACAAUGGCGGUUCCAAAAGCACACCUGCCACCACUCAUCACGGUUCAUUUGUAGUUACCGACAUGGCUAAUGACCUUGACGAGCAGCCCACGGGCUCGGCCACCACCACCGCGGCGGCGGGCGAGGAACCCACGGGCUCGGCCACCACCACCGCGGCGGCGGGCGAGGAACCCACGGGCUCGGCCACCACCACCGCGGCGGCGGGCGAGGAACCCACGGGCUCGGCCACCACCACCGCGGCGGCGGGCGAGGAACCCACGGGCUCGGCCACCACCACCGCGGCGGCGGGCGAGGAACCCACGGGCUCGGCCACCACCACCGCGGCGGCGGGCGAGGAACCCACGGGCUCGGCCACCACCACCGCGGCGGCGGGCGAGGAACCCACGGGCUCGGCCACCACCACCGCGGCGGCGGGCGAGGAACCCACGGGCUCGGCCACCACCACCGCGGCGGCGGGCGAGGAACCCACGGGCUCGGCCACCACCACCGCGGCGGCGGGCGAGGAACCCACGGGCUCGGCCACCACCACCGCGGCGGCGGGCGAGGAACCCACGGGCUCGGCCACCACCACCGCGGCGGCGGGCGAGGAACCCACGGGCUCGGCCACCACCACCGCGGCGGCGGGCGAGGAACCCACGGGCUCGGCCACCACCACCGCGGCGGCGGGCGAGGAACCCACGGGCUCGGCCACCGCCGCGGCGGGCGAGGAACCCACGGGCUCGGCCACCGCCGCGGCGGGCGAGGGGCCCACGGGCUCGGCCACCACCACCGCGGCGGGCGAGGGGCCCACGGGCUCGGCCACCACCACCGCGGCGGGCGAGGGGCCCACGGGCUCGGCCACCACCACCGCGGGCGAGGAACUUCUGUAG